AUGAGUUCCAACACCAAGACGAUUGCUUUCCUCGGUGGCACCGUUGGCGUUGGCCUUUCCGCGCUUAAGCACACACUUGCCGCUGGCCACCAAUGUAUCGCCCUUUGCCGUACCCCAGCUAAGCUCGCGGCACUAAUCCGACUCGAAUCAACACCCAACCUUAAGAUCGUCGAAGGCAAUGCACACGAUCUAAGCGCAGUCACAAAAUGCAUCCAGGCCGACAAUAAUGGAGAAAAAUUCGUUGACAUGAUCGUGUCCACAAUUGGCAGCCGACCUAAGGGUGGCAUAGCUCCUGAAGACCCGCAAUGCUGCAGGAAAGGCGCCGCUGUCAUGGUCGAAGCCAUCAACAAUCUUCGAAACAACGGAGCUACUGGCAACCCGCAUAUAGUCAUAUUUAGCACCACGGGUCUAUCCAAAUUUGGACGUGAUUACCCUUGGGUGCUUUGGCCAAUCUAUGGAUGGCUUCUCAAAGCUGCGCACGAAGACAAGGAGUUGAUGGAGAAAUAUUUUAUGGAAAGUGGGCAGCCGUUUACAGUGGUGCGUGCUAGCUUGCUGACUGAUGGUGCUACUGAUAAGACCGUCAAGGUUGGUACUGAGGAUCCGAAGACUGGACGCGAGUCGUUGAAUAUCGGAUACUUCAUUUCUCGAGAAGACGCUGGGAAAUGGACUGCAGAGAAUCUGGUCUUUAAAGAGGAAAAGCAGUAUCUCAAUAAGAUUGUGAUGAUUACGACUUAA
Penicillium longicatenatum is the source of this 735-nucleotide messenger RNA. RefSeq names its product NAD(P)-dependent oxidoreductase. NCBI's taxonomy places the organism in Eukaryota, Fungi, Ascomycota, Eurotiomycetes, Eurotiales, Aspergillaceae. The record is from RefSeq and is a predicted model, not a curated record. The transcript has a single exon. Bases 1 to 735 code for a protein of 244 amino acids.